AACAAAAGAAACUCUUCAUGACAGACUGAAUCAUUCCCGAUUUGUGAAACAACCCCGUGUUCUAAUGGAUCUUCAGACUGCAGUGUUCUGCAAAGGUCAAAGCGGCACCAGCUCCUGAGAUGGAUGGCAGAGAGGUGUAAGGCUAAGAGGAUCAGAUGGUGAGGGGGAGGUGCCGUGGAAAAGCCAUGGUCAGAGAGAGGGAAGACGUGAGAAAAAAAUAAUUUGAAGGCAUUCCGCAGCUCUGGCACCCUCAUCUUCUGUACCUCACUUAUGCAAGGUGGAACAACAGCUAUUGUGAACGAAAAUUGCCUCUCUGAGAGAAGAGAACUGGAGAAGGAUCCAGAGCAGCGGGAGGAAGAGGACAUUUGACAGAUAAGAAGAGGGAGCUCUGCAGCAGGAUCCCCACUGUGCUCAACACAGAACUGCGUGACUGGUCUCUGCAAGCAGAGGGAGGAGAGAGGAGAGAAGGGAGGAAGGUAGGAAAGACAGAAGGGGGAGGGGAGGCGAUUCAGUGCAGUGCUAGCUGACUGGAUGAGUAGCAGCCGCGGCACAGGCAGCAGCAUCAGCACCACUAGCUGUAGCAUCUUUCUUUGUGGCUGCUGGAGGCUGUCUUGUGGCUGCUGUAGCAUCAACAUUAUCCACGCACAGACAUCUGGAGCCAGACGUUCCCACCACUCGCCUUCUGCACACAUGUCAUGGUGGCCGCCAGAGAGGAGGUAGUAAGUGACGGGGCUUAGGGGACAGAGGGGCACAGGAAGGGGAAGCAGGGACGACCUGUGGUAGGGCUGGAGCAACGGCGACUGGAGCAGCGGCAACAGUAGCAGCGGCACCAUGGCGCAAGCCGCCAAGCAGCUCCGCAAGACCAAGGACCUCGCAGAGGCCGCCGCCCAAGAGCAGAGGGAGAAGGAGGAGGAAAAGAUAAAAAAGAGGAAUCGAUCCAGAGACCGCAGGCGCAAGGCCGAUGCAGCCACCAGCUUUCUGCGUGCAGCUCGUUCAGGGAACCUGGACAAAGCUCUGGAUCACAUCAAGAAUGGAAUAGACAUCAACACAGCUAAUCAAAAUGGUCUUAACGGGUUACACCUGGCCUCUAAAGAAGGUCACGUCAAAAUGGUGUUGGAGCUCCUACACGCUGGCAUCGAGCUGGAAGCAACCACAAAGAAAGGGAACACUGCUCUCCAUAUCGCAGCGCUGGCCGGGCAGGAGAAAGUGGUGGCUGAGCUCGUCAACUACGGUGCCAACGUUAAUGCCCAGUCACAUAAAGGCUUCAGUCCUCUCUACAUGGCAGCACAAGAGAACCAUCUAGAAGUGGUCAAGUUCCUGCUAGAGAACGGAGCCAAUCAGAGUCUCCCAACUGAGGACGGCUUCACUCCCCUUGCGGUGGCCCUCCAGCAGGGCCAUGAAAACGUCGUGGCGCUGCUCAUCAACUACGGCACCAAAGGCAAGGUCCGCCUCCCCGCCCUGCACAUCGCUGCCCGAAACGAUGACACCCGAACCGCUGCAGUCCUCCUGCAGAACGACCCCAACCCUGACGUGCUCAGCAAGACUGGUUUCACACCUCUACAUAUUGCAGCUCACUAUGAGAAUAUGAGUGUAGCCCAGCUGCUACUGAACAGAGGAGCCAAUGUAAACUUCACACCUAAGAAUGGCAUCACGCCCCUUCAUAUAGCCUCCAGGAGGGGCAAUGUGAUGAUGGUCAGACUACUGCUGGACAGAGGAGCACAGAUUGAUGCCAAAACUAAGGAUGAGCUGACUCCUCUCCACUGUGCAGCCAGGAAUGGUCAUGUUCGCAUCAUUGAGAUCCUGCUGGAACACGGUGCUCCUAUCCAGGCUAAAACCAAGAAUGGUCUGUCCCCCAUUCACAUGGCAGCUCAGGGGGAUCACAUGGACUGUGUCAGGCAGCUACUGCAAUACAACGCUGAGAUCGACGACAUCACCCUGGACCAUUUAACCCCUCUUCAUGUAGCAGCCCACUGUGGUCACCAUCGCAUGGCCAAAGUUCUACUGGACAAGGGGGCCAAAGCCAACGCACGAGCUCUGAAUGGUUUCACACCUCUCCAUAUUGCUUGCAAGAAGAACCACAUGCGGUCCAUGGACCUGCUGCUGAAGCACUCCGCUUCCUUAGAAGCUGUCACAGAGUCUGGUCUCACUCCUCUUCAUGUAGCUUCAUUCAUGGGCCAUCUGAACAUAGUGAAGAACCUGCUCCAAAGAGGAGCUUCACCUAAUGCUUCCAAUGUGAAAGUGGAGACUCCCCUCCAUAUGGCCUCCAGAGCGGGACACUGUGAAGUCGCUCAGUUCCUGCUGCAGAACGCGGCACAAGUGGAUGCCAAGGCAAAGGACGACCAGACCCCCCUACACUGUGCGGCCCGUAUGGGUCACAAGGAGCUCGUCAAGCUGCUCAUCGAGCACAAGGCCAACCCCGACUCGGCUACGACUGCAGGUCACACACCCUUACACAUCGCAGCACGCGAAGGACACGUCCACACUAUUCGAAUAUUACUGGAUGCUGGAGCACAGCAGAUAAAGAUGACAAAGAAAGGUUUCACUCCCCUCCAUGUGGCCUCUAAAUAUGGAAAGGUGGACGUGGCAGAACUCCUUCUGGAGAGAGGAGCCAACCCAAAUGCAGCCGGGAAGAACGGUCUGACACCCCUUCAUGUGGCCGUCCAUCACAACAACCUGGAUGUUGUUAAACUCCUGGUCAGCAAGGGAGGAUCUGCACACAGCACUGCCCGAAACGGCUACACUCCCCUGCACAUAGCAGCCAAGCAGAACCAGAUGGAGGUGGCCAGUUGUCUGCUUCAGAAUGGGGCAUCACCCAAUUCUGAGUCCCUGCAAGGCAUCACGCCCCUGCACCUGGCUUCACAGGAAGGAAGGCCCGACAUGGUGGCGCUGCUCAUCUCCAAACAGGCCAACGUCAACCUAGGAAACAAGAAUGGACUGACUCCUCUGCAUCUUGUGGCUCAGGAGGGUCAUGUGGGCAUCGCCGACACGUUGGUCAAACAGGGAGCCUCGGUUUACGCUGCUUCACGGAUGGGCUACACACCCCUUCAUGUGGCCUGUCACUAUGGCAACAUCAAGAUGGUGAAGUUCCUUCUGCAGCAGCAGGCUCAUGUGAACAGCAAGACGAGGAUGGGCUACACCCCUCUGCACCAGGCGGCUCAGCAGGGCCACACCGACAUCGUCACCCUGCUGUUGAAACAUGGAGCCCUGCCCAAUGAGAUUACUUCGAACGGGACCUCUCCUCUGGGCAUUGCUAAGCGGCUGGGUUACAUCUCUGUGAUUGACGUGCUGAAGCUGGUUACCGAGGAGUCCGUCUCCACGAUCACCACAGAGAAACAUCGGAUGAGUUUUCCCGAGACAGUAGACGAGAUUUUGGAUGUUUCCGAGGAUGAAGGGGUUGCCCAGCUAACGUUAGGAGACGAGCUGCUCGGUAUGGACGGAGCGCGGUAUUUGAAGCUGGAUGAUUUCAAGGACCAGGACGAUGACUUUCUCUCCCCAAAGAAGACCCUCAGAGACUUUGAGGGGGGCGUCGGUACAACGCCAUAUUCUCCUGCUAUUCCCAGGAUCCCCUGUGUGUCACCGGAGACAGUUCUGCUGGAUCAGCACACCCCCAUUCCUUUGCCAAAGGAGUACGACGAGGACUCUCUGAUCCCGAGCAGUCCUGCCACAGAGACUUCAGACAACGUCAGCCCCGUAGCCAGCCCUAUCCACACUGGCUUCCUGGUGAGCUUCAUGGUGGACGCCCGAGGAGGCUCCAUGCGAGGCAGCAGACAUCACGGCCUGCGAGUCAUCAUCCCUCCUCGAACCUGCGCUGCUCCGACGCGCAUCACCUGCCGCCUCGUCAAACCCCAGAAACUGACCACGCCUCCUCCGCUGGUGGAGGGGGAGGGCCUCGCCAGUCGGAUCAUCUCACUGGGGCCGUCCAGUAUGCAGUUCCUUGGACCGGUGAUCGUAGAAAUCCCUCACUUUGCCUCACUGGGCCACGGCGACCGGGAGCUCGUGGUCCUCCGCAGUGAAAACGGAUCGGUCUGGAAGGAGCACCGCAAUCGCUAUGGCGACGAAGUGCUGGAAACUAUUCUGAACGGCAUGGAUGAAGACUUGGAGAGUCAAGAGGAGCUGGAGAAGAAGAGAAUCCGUCGAAUCAUCUCCACCGACUUCCCCCUCUACUUUGCCGUCGUCUCCCGCAUCCAGCAGGAGAGCGACCUCAUCGGUCCGGAGGGCGGCCGGCUCACCAGUAAGCUGGUGCCCCACGUCGAGGCCAUUUUCCCCGAGACUGCCGUCACCAAGAGAGUGAGGCUGGGGCUGCAGGCGCAACCAAUCCCAGACGAGCUGCUGACCAGGCAGCUUGGUAACCAGGCAACCUUCAGCCCAGUGGUAACCAUCGAACCACGCCGACGCAAGUUUCACCGUCCAAUCGGACUGCGUAUUCCUUUACCGCCAUCCUGGAGGGAGAGUCCUCGAGAUGCUGGCGAGGGCGAUACUACCAGCCUGCGCCUCCUCUGCAGUGUCAUUGGUGGUACAGCACCAGCUCAGUGGGAAGACAUCACUGGAACCACCAAGCUGAUGUACGCCAACAACUGUGCCAAUUUUACCACCAAUGUGUCUGCAAGGUUCUGGCUGGCAGAUUGCCCGCGUACAGCAGAGGCAGUCACCUUCGCCAACUUGCUUUACCGGGAGCUAAUGGCCGUCCCGUACAUGGCUAAGUUUGUUAUUUUCGCCAAGAUGAACGAAGCACGUGAGGGACGCUUGCGUUGUUACUGCAUGACAGACGACAAGAUGGACAAAACUCUGGAACUGCAUGAAAACUUCAGUGAAGUGGCCCGCAGUCGAGAUAUUGAGCUAAUGGAGGGCAUGCCGCUGCACCUGGAGUGUUCUGGGAACCUGGUGCCCAUCCGGAAGGCCACUCAGCAGCCUCGUAGCUUCAGCUUCCAGGCCUUCAGAGAUAACAGAUUGCCCGUCUCUGUCAAGGUCAGAGAUAGUAACAAGGAUGCUACCGGAUUUUUGUCCUUUCUGCGGAAGUGCACCAAAUACGAGGACACACAGCACGUCCUGUGUAACCUGAACAUAACCAUGCCGCCUUGUGUCAAGGUUGUUGGAAGUGAGGAGCGGCGACGGACAUUAACCCCUCUCGCCCUGAGGGAGCGCUACAGUGCUCUGAACGAGCCCGGUGUGGCCACAGUGAAUGCCAUGGAGAGGACUGAGAUCAAAAUCAACAUCAUAUCUGAGCAGCUUGGUUUGAGCUGGGCAGAGUUGGCACGGGAGCUUCAGUUCGGCGUGGACGACAUCAACAGAAUCCGUGUGGAGAAUCCAAACUCACUGCUGGACCAGAGCUCUGCCCUGCUCAACCUGUGGGCCAGCAGAGAAGGCAAAAGGGCCAAGAUGGAGAGUCUGUAUACCGCUCUGAAGAACAUUGAUCGUGCCGACAUCGUCACCUCUCUGGAGGGUCCCGGUCCGCCGCCUACGGCCAGUUCUUCAGAGGAGGGCGCCUGCAGACUGGGCGACCGUGACUCCACGUUGUUGUCCCCCAGCGUCAUUAAUGAGAUCACGGACACAAGGCCAUCGCGCCUUGUGCACAAGCCACGAGUUAUUAGACCCCCGUUUUUCAGAAGGGGUUAUGGGCUGGUACAGGAGGAGCUUCUGUCCCCGGCCUCCAUGCAGUACAGCUUGCCCUCUCCGCUGGGCGUGGAGCCCUACUGGCAGGAGGUCUCCAGCCUGGAGUGCGCCCCCAUCGCCACCACGGAGGAGGACACUCUGAUGGAGAUGUCGGACGUCCAGGUGUGGCCAGCGGGGGUCAGCCCCUCGCUGGUCACGGUGGAGGACUCGUCGCUGGAGGGCAGCAGUCGCGCCGACGACUCGGAGGGCGCCACGCUCUCUCUGCCCUGCAGCUUGGGCCGCCCGAGCAGCGGAGCCAGCGGGGCCAGCGGUUCCAUCAUGGAGCUGGAGGAGGAGGAGGAGGAGGAGGAGGAAGGGGAGGUUGAGGAGGAGGAGGCACCACCGGAGCCGGCGAGUGCUCUGGCGGAGAGGGACAGGGUGAGGGCCAGUGGCGCCGUUCCCAAGGUCAAUCUGAACGGCCAGCUGGGAGGUCAGAGGUCGGACGCCAGGAGAGCGGAGGUGGUGGGAGGAGGAAGUAGAGGAGGAGGAGGAGGAGGUGGAGGAGGUGUAGGGCUGGGCUCAGUGGAGGGGAUUUCUGUUGUUGCAGGCCAGCAGGUGUACGCCCAGCGGUGUGACGUGAUGGGACUGAGCCGGGCUUCAGAGCACAACGGAGACAACCGCGUUGUGGGAGGCGGAGCGUUUCAACCCUACCUACCGGACACAGACUCCCUGCAGGGCUGGGUGGGCUCGGUGUCGUCGGGACGUGACGGCGGCGUGCCGGGCUUGCACGUGGCCCAGGAGGCCCUGCUGACUCCGGUGUGUGACACGGGUUACUCUCAUGUGCUGCGUGGGCGCCUCCUGCAGGGCACGCAGCCGUUUGACAAGGGGCUGGGCUUCUCCCAUCAGGAGGCAGGCCAGCGAGCUUGGGAGCAGGAGCAGAGGCGGGGACAGAGAGAGGAGAAGGAGGAUUAUGCUGCCGGGGCUCAGUUUGUGGAAGAACAUGGAAGCGUUCUGGCUAGAAAGGUGGGGGUGGAUGUGAGAAAGGGCGCUCAGUCAGUGCAGCGUACCAGUCUGCGGAGAGUUAAACACUGAAAUACACAAUACUACCCAGUCCUCCAGGACCGGAAAGCCACUGCCAAACCAUCCUCCACAAAAACACGACCAGACCGCAGAGGAAAAUGAGCAGGGAGCGGAAAAAGACAAGGACAAAGAUGUGCAAACUCUAAAAUGACAAACAGAAUCAUCCUCAACCUGUGACCAUGGAGCACCACAAAACAAAAGAAGAGGAGAAAAAAAACAAAAAAGAGUUCAACUUGUAGUUUUAUAAUCUUUGUAAAGAAAAAUAUCAACUAGACUAAGGCAUGACGGUUCUUUUCUUUUUAUAAAAAACAUAAAUGUUAGUAAAACAACGAAGAAAAAAGCAACAAAGUGCUUCCUGUGAACUGUAAUCGCAUGAUGACUGCUGGUGCAUGCCCUUUGACCUUUUGAACUGUCAUUAUCUACAAGCUGAAGGGGUACGAGGUACGGGGCUGGCCCAUACGUGGGCCACGGGCCUCUUUAAGGACCUUUUCUCCCCAACUGGAGCGGUUUGUGUCGGCGAGUUGAGUCCAAAAACACUACAGCCAACAGAAGUCUCUGAAUGGAUGGUUGUGUACAGCUCUGCCUCUGCUGAGCCUCCCUUCCCCUCCUAUUCUCAGUGUGAUAUAUGCACUCUAUGCUACGUGGACAUGUGUCGGUGUGUGUAUGUGUGCGUGUAUUCUUCUCUACCGCAUGUGUUUCUUGCUUCCGGCUUGGCGCUGAGCCCUGCCCCAUGAUUGGCUUCUUGUCCCUGUGAUGUCACGGCGUGCUCAGCGCUGGAAUGAGCUCCCUCUGCUCGUGAGUUCGUGUCUGCGUGUGCCUACGUCUCCUUUCUUUUCGCUUUUCCGUUUCUUUGGAAGUCGUCCACUUUCAGCUUCGUUUGACUCCGGUGGAGAGCCGAGCCUCUGCCCCUCCUCGUGGUUUCAGGGGAAACAUGUUUUCAGACGGUGGGAAUUUUUUUCUUUGGAAAUACGGUUGAUUGCUUGAUUGCAUUGUGCAGCAGCUCUACAGCGCAAAGCUUGACUUUUUCCUUCUCUUGUGACCUUUUCUACGUUCUUCCAUUGUUUCUCCCAGUAGUGUACGUCACCUCCUCAAUCCACAACUUCUACCAGUAGCCUCCGUCCAUAUGCAGUACUAUCACAGGCCUCUCAUCAGCAGCAUCCUGUAGAUCCUCCAUCCAGUGUUUGAAAUGUUCUGUUUGGAUCUUUUUGUGCUCUCUUUUCUGCUUGCAACGGCUGGAGCACCUCACUGUCCAACUUUGGGUCAUUCAUUAGAGAGCGGAGAAGACGUAGAUGAUCUGAUUCAUGUGAGGAUUUUCUAUGUGAUUGUGAAGGAAGCGUGCAGCGAGGACAGGCAGGUAGCACUGUGAUUGUCUUAUCAACACGGACCCCAGACUCGUGAACUAUCAACACACACGUUCAUACAAACUACAAGCGAAGCCACACACACACACACCUCUACAUGAAGAGCACAUAUCCAGAAACACACACAGUUCCAUAUUUCCUGCCUGGUCAGAGUGUCCGAUAGUUUUCCACAGCAAUAAUUCCUAUAUAUUCCUAUACAAGAACAAGAGAUGGAAGCCAGGGUUCAGGUGUCUGAGAACGUGAAAGGACUGAACUCCUCAGUGAACACAGAAGCUCCGUCUGGACGAGCAGCGUUUGGCAGCUGCUUCCGUCGACCUUGAAGCGAAUGAGUCAGAAGAUGCCAGAUCAGAUGACUCAGCUGUAGCAGUUUGGGACUGUGGAGGCCUCAGAGGGUUGUUUGUGUUUCAGCACUUAACGUAGCAAAACCUAAACCAGGAUACGUCCGUUUAUUUCUCUGAUGCCCGUUAAGGAGUUUGCUGCUGCCGUGAGGUGGAAUCCACCCGACUCCUCUUCAUUUCUGAGUACUUUAAGUUGUCAUUGUUGAUGUUUCACACACUGGCAUCGCUCACCUCUUUAUGCAGAAACCUGAUGGCAGCGCUACGACGGGGUUAAAUCAUGGUAGCACACACAACUCACCGUUUAUCUCAUAAGUACUGUAAACGCUACUGUAGCCUGAAUGACUGAGACACCGAAUGGAUGAACGAACACUUUAGUUAGACGUCACACUAAUGCACAUGUUUUCCAUGCCCAGUCCGUGCAUGAGAAGCUCAUCCGAUAUAUAGCACAUGUUUUUGAACAUAUCACGUUUUCCACUGUUCCUCCACUCAGGUUUUCAGUUCUGCUCCGUCAGAAGCAAAAUGUUUUCGUCUUUAAGUUCCGAGUCCUCCUCUGGAAGACGAGCGCGGUGCACGAAGGGAGUGUUUCAGAGGAAAACUUUGGGGCAGUUUGGGGUGGGAUUGUUUUUUUGUUUGUUUGUUUUUUGGUGAAUGUAUGAAGCUGUGUGGGUUGUGUGUGAGAAUGGGUGUAUGUGUGGGUUAGUUAUUUGAUUGACCAAAAAGCAAAGAGAGCGUUGAGGCUCCUGCAGCCUCCUCUCUGUGGGUCGUGUUUGUCUGAAUUCAGUUUUAACACCAGACAGGUUUUGGUGAAGACUAAACCAGUUCAAUAAAUUAGUGUCAGGGUUUUAUUUGAGAAACGCAUCAAAACACCUACCAAAAGACACACAAGAUGCCCACUCUGUAUUUACUCAACUUUCACAGCUUUUGGAUAAUGUAGGAGUGUGACUCCCACCAUGACUUAAGUAGGUCAUUAUGUUAAGGAAUGGCUGGAUUUUCCACAAAAUGCAUUCCUUAAUCCUGUGUUGAAGUUACAAUCCUUAAGAUUUGCAUUGUGUAAAUCCUCAUUUCGAUGCUGUUUCCGGUCAAUCAUGUAGCGUCACAUAGAUUCUGUAAUCGUGUGUCUGUGUAGUAGUGGUGGGGAUUUAAAUUACGUAGCGUGAAAAAAUGAAAAUUACUCGUGUGUGUGUCGGUGCAUGCACGCAUUUCACAUUAUCCAACAGUCAGUCAGGAGUAAUGCCGAGUCUGUUCGUUGGGGUGAGCUUUAAACACAUGGUUGCUUUUGUUUUGUGUUGAAAAAACUGCUUAAAACUCGUUUAGACCAUCAUGUAGAUCAGGGGUGUCAAACUCAUUUUAGUUCAGGUUCCACAUUCAGGACAAUAUGAUCUCAAGUGAUCCAGAUCAGUUAAAUUACCGCAUGAUAACCUAUAAAUAACAACAACUCAGUUUUUUUCCUUUGUUUUAGUGCAAAAAAGUACAUUCUGAAAAUAUCACAUUUGAGGAUUUUUCUUUUUUUUUCACAAAACAUUAUGAGCAAUCAGAAAUUUAUGAAGCAAAAUUAAUUCAAUUUCAAAUCAAAAUGACAAAUCAGACAAAAAAGACAAAAAACUACAAAAACAAGACAAAAUAUUACAAAAAUGAGACUCAAAAAAAGACAAAAGACACGAAACAACAAAAAACAGACAAAAAAUUGGACAAAAAAGUCACAAAGGGACAAAAAAAUGGACAAUGACAAAAAUGAGACAAAAAAUGACACGAAUGAGACCUGAAAUGACAAAAGCAAGAAACAAAACAAGAAAAAAAUGGACAAAGUACACAAGCAAGACAAAAAAAAAAAACGACGAUACGAACAGUACACAAAACAACAAAUAAAGCAAAACAAAAUGACAAAAAUAAAACAAAAACAAGUCAGACAAAAGACAAGAAAAACAAGACAAAAUAUUAGAAAAAUGAGACGCACAAUGACAAAAACAAGACAAAAUAUUACAAAAAUAAGACAAAAAAUGACAAAACAACAAUGAGCAAUCUAGUAUUUUACUUUAUGAUCUAAACAACUUGUCAUGAUCUAGAAAUUAUUUAAAAUUUAUAGUUUUACUAAUUUACAAUCUGCAGUUAAUGUCUUCUCUGUAAUUUUUAUACUUUGAGGGCCAGAUUGGACCCUCUGGAGGACCGCUUUUGGCCCACGGGCCGCAUGUUGAACACCCCUGAUGUAGAUGGUAAUUUACUGGUAACACAAAAGUUGUCGAAAGUUUUUCUGUCUUGUUGGGAGAGUUUGGAGUCUUGAUCACCAAAUCAUCCAGGAGUGAAAUCUUAAGGAUCAUAACUUUGACUUUAGUCGUUCUUUCCUUGUUAAAUAAUCAAAUGUAAACAAAAAAAUGAAAUGUAAUUAAUAGCUUUAUGUUCCGUUGAACCUGAUUUUGGAUUUUCUGUCUGAAUGAAAGCAGCCAGUGAUCCUGAUGAAUUCACCUCCACCAUGUGUGUGUGUGUGUGUGUGUGUGUGUACAGUGUGUAAGUGUGAGUGUGUGAUGAUGAUGAUGAUGAUGAUGAUGAUGAUGAUGAUGAUGCUUGGUUCUAAAACCUCAUUGGAUCAGAGGCUAGAAGAGAGCAUUUGACUUGAGAGGACGUGUAACCUGCGACGAUGUAUUUAAAAAACAAAGUAUUGUAAAAUUUUAACUGUUGCGAAGAAUAGAGAUCACCUAUACUCCUUUAGAAUGGAUACAUGACAAUGUAAACGCAAUAUCAUAUUACUCUAUCCUAAGGAAUGCAACUGCGCACAUGCACAAAAAAGAUGUUUUUAUGAAAAUAUAUGUAUAAAUAUAUGACAAAAUAUAUUUAAUUAGAAUGCUAUGCACCCUCAUAGAGUUGUUAUGGAUGUUCUUUAAGCAUUAUCUAGACUAGGUCAACGCCCACAUCAUGGGGAAUGUAGAGGCUUUGUAGCUAUGACCACUUGUUUUCUUUUCUUUUGUAUUGUCCUGGAGAGAGGAUAAACAAACGUGAAUAUGUAUACAAGCCUUUCAAUCAGAGUCAUUCUGACAUGAAGAUAUGUAUAGAUCAUCUUACCCUGUACACCAGCUCAAACCAUUUACAAGAAUUAAUAAACAUGUGACAUAAA
Messenger RNA from Amphiprion ocellaris (clown anemonefish), 11474 nucleotides. Its product is annotated as ankyrin-1-like. Gene Ontology annotation, biological process: signal transduction. NCBI's taxonomy places the organism in Eukaryota, Metazoa, Chordata, Actinopteri, Pomacentridae. The record is from RefSeq and is a predicted model, not a curated record. The coding region runs from base 832 to 6681 and encodes 1949 amino acids. The transcript is spliced from 45 exons. Gene Ontology annotation, molecular function: protein binding.